CAGAAGCAGCGUGUCUGUCUUUAGCUCGUCCUCCAACAUGGCGGCCACCAGGAGGUUGAAACGCGUGGCGUCUUCACAGCCAGGUUUUCUACAUUUCAAGUCAUUUUCAGACUCCACAGAGUCGGUCAGCAGUCGACGAAAACGUGUGAACAAGAAUAAGAAGAAGAACUGGAAUAAGCACAUCGACGUAAAUGACGUGGAUGAGUUUUUAGAGGACAUCCGGCACCAGGAGAGGACCACAGGGGGUUUGCUGUCUGAGAAAUCAGAUGACACUUUGUUCUUUGUGGAUGUUGGACAACCAGAGAAACCUGAGUCAAAGGCUGCAGAAUCUGAAGAGGGGAAGAAGAGAAAAGGGAAAACAUCUCAGCCUCUGAGGAUAGACCUGAUACUGCAGCAUGACUCCCUCAUUCCACCCCCUAAAGACGUGCUGGCCUACCAACAACCAAAUGCCAAGAAACUCCGUCGCAUUGCCCAGAAGGCCGAGCAGCUGGCCCGUAAAGGAGUGGUUCCCCGGAGGCAGAAGCGGCUGCUGAACAUGAGGCCAGUUGACAGAGUGGCAAAGAAAGCAAUGACGGAGGCCAACAACAACCCAGACAGAGAGUUUUAUGACAUAUGGGGACAAAAAAGCAAAGAUUCAGCCGACCCAUGGUACCUUCAACAGACUGGCAAGAAGCCUGUCAAGCGUCCAGAGAAGAUGAACGACAAACCGUCUGUUAUCCCUGCUGUGGAGGUGAUCGCCCCUGGAGGAUCCUACAACCCAGACUUCUUCUCCCACCAGGCUCUGCUGCAGGAGGCACAUGAGGUGGAGGUGAAGAAACAAAAGGAGGAAGACAAAGUAGAGAGACAGUUGGCGGUCAAUAAAGAAGACACAGCUACAAAGGAGACAAUCCUGAGAGAAGAGGUGCAGGGUCUGGUAGAAGAGGAUAAUGAAGACGACGAAAAAGCUAACGAGGAAGAGGAGGAUGUGGCAGUGGGGGGCAUUGCACUGUCACAGAAAAAAACUGAGAGGCAGCGGAAGAAAGAGAAGACGGAGAAAAUGAAGGAGCAGCAGCGGGCGUCUGACAAACGGCAGACGGACCUACAGCAGCAGCUCUUCCAGCUCCGCUCCAUCAAGGCGUCUCUCAAACAACAGGACCAGAAAACACAGAGCAGACAAACACAGCGCAAGGCAAAGCAGGAGGCCCAGAAAAGCCAGCCCAGACGUCUUGGCAGACUCAAGUUCCAGCCUCAGGACCUUGAGAUUCAGUUGAGUGACGAGCUGGCUGGCUCUCUGCGACAGCUCAAGCCAGAGGGCAGCGUCCUCAAGGACCGCUUCAAGAGUAUGCAGAAGAGGAACCUGAUAGAACCUCGAGAAAGAGCCAAGUUCAAGAGGAGGCACAAGCUGAAGUAUGUGGAGAAGAGGGCUUUCAGAGAGAUCACUUAGGACCAGAAUGUGACCCACAGACCACAGGAGCGGAGGAUCGUGGCAACAUUCAAAGCCACAAGUGCAACAUAAUGGAACGGUGUAUAUACAUGAAUGACUGCUGAUGACCUGUCUGUCCUUUUCUGACCAUCACGUCUUAUUACCAAAUAAAUGUCAACAACAAAUAUAA
Molecule: messenger RNA, 1592 nt
Organism: Solea senegalensis (Senegalese sole)
Lineage: Eukaryota; Metazoa; Chordata; Actinopteri; Pleuronectiformes; Soleidae
Gene: nop53
Product: NOP53 ribosome biogenesis factor
Exons: 12
Coding region: 38-1423 (461 amino acids)
Biological process (GO): rRNA processing; ribosomal large subunit assembly
Cellular component (GO): nucleolus
Molecular function (GO): 5S rRNA binding
Source: RefSeq, a predicted model, not a curated record